CCGCCCUCCUCAGGUAUAUCAGGGCUGGUCCAGGCCCAGGCUCUGUCGUGUGAGAGUGCAGGCACCGCGCACCAUGGGGAAGGCCGAGAACUAUGAGCUCUACUCGGUGGAGCUGGGCCCUGGCCCCGGAGGGGACAUGGCUGCCAAGAUGAGCAAGAAGAAGAAGGCGGGCGGUGGGGGCGGCAAGAGGAAGGAGAAGCUGGAGAACAUGAAGAAGGAGAUGGAGAUUAACGACCACCAGCUGUCAGUGGCGGAGCUGGAACAGAAAUACCAGACCAGUGCCACCAAGGGCCUGUCUGCCAGCCUGGCUGCCGAGCUGCUGCUGCGGGAUGGGCCCAACGCGCUGCGGCCGCCACGAGGCACCCCAGAGUACAUCAAGUUCGCGAGGCAGCUGGCCGGGGGCCUGCAGUGCCUCAUGUGGGUGGCCGCCGCCAUCUGCCUCAUCGCCUUUGCCAUCCAGGCCAGCGAGGGGGACCUCACCACCGAUGACAACCUGUACCUGGCAAUUGCUCUCAUCGCUGUAGUUGUUGUCACCGGCUGCUUUGGCUACUACCAGGAAUUCAAGAGCACCAACAUCAUCGCCAGCUUCAAGAACCUUGUGCCACAGCAAGCCACUGUCAUCCGAGAUGGAGACAAGUUCCAGAUCAACGCUGACCAGCUGGUGGUGGGUGACCUGGUGGAGAUGAAAGGCGGGGACAGAGUGCCCGCUGACAUCCGCAUCCUGGCGGCCCAGGGCUGCAAGGUGGACAACUCCUCACUGACGGGGGAGUCUGAGCCGCAGACCCGCUCACCCGAGUGCACACACGAGAGCCCCCUGGAGACGCGCAACAUUGCCUUCUUCUCCACCAUGUGCCUUGAGGGCACAGCGCAGGGCCUGGUGGUGAACACGGGUGACCGCACCAUCAUUGGGCGCAUCGCGUCUCUGGCGUCGGGGGUGGAAAAUGAGAAGACACCCAUUGCUAUCGAGAUUGAGCAUUUUGUGGACAUCAUCGCAGGCCUGGCCAUACUCUUUGGUGCCACAUUUUUUAUCGUGGCCAUGUGCAUUGGCUACACCUUCCUGCGGGCGAUGGUCUUCUUCAUGGCCAUCGUGGUGGCCUACGUGCCUGAGGGGCUGCUGGCCACUGUCACAGUCUGCCUCUCCCUGACAGCCAAGCGCCUGGCCAGUAAGAACUGCGUGGUCAAGAACCUGGAGGCGGUGGAGACAUUGGGCUCCACCUCAGUGAUCUGCUCGGACAAGACAGGGACGCUCACUCAGAACCGCAUGACUGUGUCCCAUCUGUGGUUUGACAACCACAUCCACACAGCUGACACCACGGAAGACCAGUCAGGGCAGACGUUUGACCAGUCCUCGGAGACGUGGCGGGCGCUGUGCCGGGUGCUCACCCUGUGCAACCGCGCCGCCUUCAAGUCCGGCCAGGACGCAGUGCCCGUGCCCAAGCGCAUCGUGAUCGGAGACGCGUCGGAGACGGCGCUGCUGAAGUUCUCAGAGUUGACGCUGGGCAACGCCAUGGGCUACCGCGACCGCUUCCCAAAAGUCUGCGAGAUCCCCUUCAACUCCACCAACAAGUUCCAGCUGUCCAUCCACACGCUGGAGGACCCGCGGGACCCGCGACACUUGCUGGUGAUGAAGGGCGCCCCCGAGCGCGUGCUGGAGCGCUGCAGCUCCAUCCUCAUCAAGGGCCAGGAGCUGCCUCUGGAUGAGCAGUGGCGUGAGGCCUUCCAGACAGCCUACCUCAGCCUGGGAGGCCUGGGCGAACGCGUGCUCGGCUUCUGCCAGCUCUACCUGAAUGAGAAGGACUACCCGCCUGGCUAUGCCUUUGACGUGGAGGCCAUGAACUUCCCAUCUAGUGGCCUCUGCUUUGCUGGACUUGUAUCCAUGAUUGACCCACCCCGGGCCACCGUCCCCGAUGCUGUGCUCAAGUGUCGCACAGCAGGCAUCCGGGUGAUCAUGGUGACAGGUGACCACCCCAUCACUGCCAAGGCCAUUGCAGCCAGUGUGGGCAUCAUCUCGGAAGGCAGCGAGACAGUGGAGGACAUCGCUGCCCGCCUCCGUGUGCCCGUGGACCAGGUUAAUCGCAAGGACGCCCGUGCCUGCGUGAUCAAUGGCAUGCAGCUGAAGGACAUGGACCCGUCGGAGCUGGUUGAGGCCCUGCGCACCCACCCUGAGAUGGUGUUUGCACGCACCAGCCCCCAGCAGAAGCUGGUAAUCGUGGAGAGCUGCCAGCGGCUGGGUGCCAUUGUGGCCGUCACGGGGGAUGGUGUGAAUGACUCCCCAGCCCUGAAGAAGGCAGACAUUGGAGUAGCCAUGGGCAUCGCUGGCUCGGAUGCUGCCAAAAAUGCAGCCGACAUGAUCCUGCUGGAUGACAACUUCGCCUCCAUUGUGACAGGCGUGGAGCAGGGCCGACUGAUCUUCGACAACCUGAAGAAGUCCAUCGCCUACACAUUGACCAAGAACAUCCCGGAGCUGACGCCCUACCUCAUCUACAUCACCGUCAGCGUGCCCCUGCCCCUCGGGUGCAUCACCAUCCUCUUCAUCGAACUCUGCACUGACAUCUUCCCAUCUGUGUCCCUGGCAUACGAAAAGGCCGAGAGUGACAUCAUGCACCUGCGUCCACGCAACCCGAAGCGCGACAGAUUGGUCAACGAGCCCCUGGCUGCCUACUCCUACUUCCAGAUUGGUGCCAUUCAGUCCUUUGCUGGCUUCACGGACUACUUCACAGCCAUGGCCCAGGAAGGCUGGUUCCCACUGCUGUGCGUGGGGCUGCGGCCGCAAUGGGAGGACCACCACCUGCAAGACCUGCAGGACAGCUACGGCCAGGAGUGGACGUUCGGGCAGCGCCUGUACCAGCAAUACACCUGCUACACUGUGUUCUUCAUCAGCAUCGAGGUGUGCCAGAUUGCCGACGUGCUCAUUCGCAAGACGCGCCGCCUCUCUGCCUUCCAACAGGGCUUCUUCAGGUUCCCAGUUCCUAACGGCCUGUCCCAUCCUGCCGCCCCGCCCCGCAGGAAUAAGAUCCUGGUGAUCGCCAUCGUGUUCCAGGUCUGCAUCGGCUGCUUCCUGUGCUACUGCCCCGGCAUGCCCAACAUCUUCAACUUCAUGCCCAUUCGGUUCCAGUGGUGGCUGGUCCCCCUGCCCUACGGCAUCCUCAUCUUCGUCUAUGACGAGAUCCGGAAGCUUGGAGUUCGCUGUUGCCCAGGCAGCUGGUGGGACCAGGAACUCUACUAUUAGAGGGACGACUGCCUUCAAGCAUCCCUGUAACUGCCACGGCAGGUGGGGGCAGGGCUCCUGGGACCCUCUGGACAGCCACCAAGACAUCUGAGCUACUAAGAGUCCCAGCCCCACCAGUAUCUGCUUCUGCAGUCCACGGCACCCCAACCUUGGAAGGACCCUGCCCACUCCCCUUCCCCAUCCCCAAGGUUUGCACCUCCUGGAACAGCAGUACCUGGGCACAGUCCUCUGAGCUGGCCUCAGGAAAGCCCCCACCUGCGGCGGCGCUGGGGCUCUGACAGGGAGUACAGCUGGCCACUCCUGGAGGGUUUCUGUCCUUAGGACUCCAGUCCAGGCAGGAGGGCUGCCCAGGGGCCCUUCGUUAAAGACACGCUUGUGUCCUGAGACGGUAAUAAAACCAGCUCAUGCUGACUGUGCGGUAUCCGGUGCCAGGCAGUGUC
Molecule: messenger RNA, 3669 nt
Organism: Sapajus apella (tufted capuchin)
Lineage: Eukaryota; Metazoa; Chordata; Mammalia; Primates; Cebidae
Gene: ATP4A
Product: ATPase H+/K+ transporting subunit alpha
Exons: 22
Coding region: 74-3229 (1051 amino acids)
Biological process (GO): intracellular sodium ion homeostasis; sodium ion export across plasma membrane; potassium ion import across plasma membrane
Cellular component (GO): membrane
Molecular function (GO): ATP binding; ATP hydrolysis activity; magnesium ion binding
Source: RefSeq, a predicted model, not a curated record